UGUCCUGGUGUCUGAGUGAUUCCCAGGUCCCAGCAAAGGGACCAAGUUUCCAGAGCCCUGAAGACAAGGGGUAACACGCCAAAAUAUGGACUCAUUUUCCAUUCAUUGGCCGAGCACCUGCCAAGAACGAAGGCGUAAUUUCCCGAUACCUGGCAAACAAACGCAGUAUUGCCUCACGAAUCGAUUGCUUUUCUGAGGUGCCCACGAGCGUAUUUGGGGAGAAGCUUCGGGAACAAGUUGAGGAGCGGCUGUCCUUCUAUGAGACUGGAGAGAUUCCAUGCAAGAAUCUGGAUGUCAUGAAGGAAGCAAUGGUUCAGGCAGAGGAAGCGGCUGCUGAGAUCACUAGGAAACUGGAGAAACAGGAGAAGAAACGCUUGAAGAAGGAAAAGAAACGACUGGCUGCACUUGCCUUCGCUUCUUCAGAAAACAGCAGUAGCUCUCAGGAGGAGUGUGAGGAUACUGUGGAAAAACCCAAAAAGAAGAAUAAGCAAAAGCCCCAGGAGGUUCCUCAGGAGAAUGGAAUGGAAGGCCACCCAUCUAUCCCUGUAUCUAAACCCAAGAAAAAGAAAUCUUUUUCCAAGGAGGAGUUGGUUAGUAGUGAUCUUGAGCAGGCCACGGGCAUUGUAAGUCCUCCCAAGAAGAAGAAAGCUUCACCCAAGGAGGAAACGGUAGUUAGUGAUCCUGAAGAGGCAGGCAACAAGAGCGUGUCUAAGAAAAAGUGGAAAUUCUCCUCUAAGGAGGAGGUGGUCGGCAGCGGGCCGGAAGAGGCUGUAGGCAUCAAGAGCGGCUCCAAGAAGAAGAAAAAGUUCCACAAAGCUCCCCAGGAAGAUUAGAAUGGACAUUCCCUGUGAGGGAGGGGUAUCCCAUACCCCACAGCAACAUUUCCCACCCUGUGUCCCAUACCUCAAUAAAAACAAAUUCACA
Otolemur garnettii (small-eared galago) is the source of this 924-nucleotide messenger RNA. Its product is annotated as nucleolar protein 56-like. The transcript has a single exon. Lineage: Eukaryota; Metazoa; Chordata; Mammalia; Primates; Galagidae. The coding region runs from base 297 to 833 and encodes 178 amino acids. The record is from RefSeq and is a predicted model, not a curated record.